This is a messenger RNA of Aspergillus terreus NIH2624, 963 nucleotides long. RefSeq names its product D-hexose-6-phosphate mutarotase. Gene Ontology annotation, biological process: carbohydrate metabolic process. The transcript is spliced from 3 exons. NCBI's taxonomy places the organism in Eukaryota, Fungi, Ascomycota, Eurotiomycetes, Eurotiales, Aspergillaceae. The record is from RefSeq and is a predicted model, not a curated record. Gene Ontology annotation, molecular function: isomerase activity; carbohydrate binding. Bases 1 to 963 code for a protein of 320 amino acids.
AUGGAUCGCUCUAAGAAACCCUCCGCCAUUGGCGUGGGAGCCUCCCUUCCCCAACCGACCAUUUCCUUUCGCGAUAACACUGUCGAAGCUACCCUUCCCAGCGGCGAGUCCGUCACCGUGCAUCUCUACGGCGCCACAGUCACCUCCUGGAAGCUCGCAAAUGGCAAAGAACAGUUGUUCCUGAGUCAGAAAGCGCACCUGGAUGGCUCUAAGCCCAUCCGUGGCGGGAUUCCCGUGGUGUUCCCGGUCUUCGGCCCUCCGCCGCAGAACCAUGCGACAUCUGCGCUUCCGCAGCACGGGUUCGCCCGGAACUCGACUUGGGAGUUCCUAGGAAAGUCAUCGUCGGAAUCGCUAGGUCGGGACCGGAAGGAUGGUGACGAUACCGUCAAGCUGGAUUUCGGAUUGUCGCACCCCAUGCUCAGUGCCGAGUUCCAAAAGGCGUGGCCGUAUGAAUUUGGUCUGGUGUACAGUGUGACCUUGACGAAGGACAGCCUGGAGACGUCGCUGCAGGUGCAGAACAAGGGCAGUCAGAACUUUGACUUUCAGGUUCUGAUGCAUACGUAUCUGAACAUCGAAGACAUCUCCCAGAUCCGUGUGAAGAACCUCGAAUCGACUACCUACGUCGACAAGACUCAGAAUGCCUCCGUCCACACGGAGCAGUCCCCCGCGCUGGAGAUCAACAAGGAAACCGAUCGUGUAUACAAAUCGCUGGAUCCCAAGGUUCCCAUCAUCGUGUCUUCAACGGUCGACGAUCAGCCACUGUUUUCCGUUGCGCGCCAGGGCCUGAACGAUGUCGUCGUGUGGAACCCUUGGAUUGAAAAGGCCAAGGGAAUGGCUGAUUUCGGCCCCGACGAGGCGUACAAGAACAUGAUUUGUAUCGAGGCGGGCUCGGUGGCCAGCUGGCAGACGCUAGAGGCGGGUGACUCCUGGGAGGGCUCGCAGAUCAUCCGCGCGAGGCUGUAG